AGUAGAACGCAGCAUCAAAGUAUCCGGCUGCUAGGAUGAGCGACAAAGAUUGGCAAGAAAAGCUGAGGAUGGUUCAACACAAGAUGGUAUCUUUGUGGGAAAAUCAAAUAGAGCCUGCGAUACGCAGAAUGCAGCGGAAGGAAGGGAAAUCAUACGCCUACAUUCUUGGCGUGAUGGUCCUGAUGAUAUGGUACCUCUUCUCACACGAUUUCCUCUACUUCGUGUCUCUCCUCGCUGAAGUUCUGCGAACCUUCGGAAUCGUCUUGCUCGUCCUCCGUGUGGUGAAGAAAACUCAAUCGGUUCAGGGCCUCAGCCUCAAAACCCAGCAGCUCUACGCAGCGGUCUUCCUUACUCGGCUCAUGUUCAAGAUAGCGUACGAGCAGGACUACCUCUACGCCUUCAUCGAGACCAUAGCGACUGGACUGACAUGCUACCUGGUCUUCCUGAUGCGCAUCCAGUACAAGGCAUCGUACCAAGAGGAGAACGAUGGCUUCAACGAUCUCUACAUCAUUGGGGCCUGUGGGGUCAUCGGACUCUUCUUACACCCUAACGUCACCUCCAACUGGUUCAUCAACGUCUUGUGGGCGUUCUCAACCUACCUGGAGGCUGUCGCCUUGCUCCCGCAGCUGUACGUCUUUCACUCCGCCUCCAAGACCGUGGACAACAUGACCUCCCUUUGGAUCGUGUCCCUGUUUCUCUCCAGGGUGCUCGAGUGCUCUUUCUGGUUCGUCGCUCUGUUUUUCCGCGGGUACAUGAAAAUCUGGUCUUCCAUUGUUUGGUAUGUUAUCAUCACGGAACUCGUUCACACUUUCCUCCUGCUCGACUUCGUUCGCAACUUCUACAAGUGCUACCAGCAGGGUAUGAACAUGCUGCUGCCGUCCGCCUGGGGGUUGACAGGCAAAGACUGGUCCUUCGGUUCUGGAACGGCAGGCGCAAUGAACGAGCGACGCGAUUGAUCCGCUUCGAUUCGAAUGGAAACAUGUGAAUGUACAGAAGAACACCUGUGUAAUAAAAUCUACAGUGAAUGCCUG
Molecule: messenger RNA, 1031 nt
Organism: Guillardia theta CCMP2712
Lineage: Eukaryota; Cryptophyceae; Pyrenomonadales; Geminigeraceae
Exons: 16
Coding region: 36-956 (306 amino acids)
Biological process (GO): protein retention in ER lumen
Cellular component (GO): membrane
Molecular function (GO): ER lumen protein retrieval receptor activity
Source: RefSeq, a predicted model, not a curated record